Molecule: messenger RNA, 774 nt
Organism: Mycena indigotica
Lineage: Eukaryota; Fungi; Basidiomycota; Agaricomycetes; Agaricales; Mycenaceae
Exons: 4
Coding region: 1-774 (257 amino acids)
Source: RefSeq, a predicted model, not a curated record
AUGCCGCCCCGACGCUCCCAGCUAACCGACCCCACUGGCAUUGAGCGUGUCCUUCCGCACGCCUUGCUGGGCCAGCGCGUUGUCGUCCUCCCCGACGGCUCGCUUCGCCUCGAAUGGCUCCCCGUCAGCCCACCGCCUACUAUCCCGACGUUCGCCACUGUCCUUUCCAACGCAGCGCACUCUGGCAUGGUCUGGCAAGGCCCCACCGUCUCGUUCUCAAACCCCCGCCCGCUCCCGCCGCCGUCCGAUGCACAGGACGUGUGGCACCGCACUAACGGCUUCCUCCCGCUGCACUACGUCCCCGCGCUGCCCGAAAUCGACGCUUCGGCGGGCUUGCCUGUGCGGAGUGCACCGGUGUCUAUCCCGUUCAAGCCCGUGUGCGGGCCGGGCACGCUCGGCGUCGCGAUGGCCGAGAUCCUCGCAGGUAGAGGCAUAGCGGAGGGGGACCGGUCGCUCUCGGCGUAUAUUUCGCCGCCGUUCCGGAGCGACGCACGGGACGCGUUCUUGAUUAUUGAGUGGCCCGGCCAUCCGCGGUUCAUCAGCCAGGUCCAGGUCCAAGACGCAGCGGGCUACCUCUCGAAGCGCAUCCUCGCGAUGCAGGUCGCCAAUGCGUUCUAUCAUCUCGCAGAGAUGGUGCAAGCGCAGCCCUCGGCGGACCCCGCCGCGCUGCCCCUCGGCUUCGACCAGCUGCGGCUGCUCGAGGUCGUCAGCUUCAACGCGCAGGACUUUUAUGUCCGCGUGUUGGUCGUGGGCCGGCCGUUGGCGCUGCCUUGA